Molecule: messenger RNA, 3670 nt
Organism: Rotaria sp. Silwood2
Lineage: Eukaryota; Metazoa; Rotifera; Eurotatoria; Philodinida; Philodinidae
Source: the annotation of a GenBank genome assembly
UCCAUAUAUUUCCAUUUAGAAUGACCAACUUCUAAUAUCAGUUGGCAAAAUUAUUAGAUGUAUUUAUGAUCAAAGUAUUCUUGAUGUUGUUAAUAAUAUUCAACGGGAAACAAACCAACAACUCGAGCUUUUUUUAGCUUCUUAUGCAUUUCAAUCAUCAGCACCACAUAAAGAUAUUGGCAAUCUCCUUCUUGAUGGAUUUUUUUCAUCGAAUGAAGAUAUUCUUGUUCCAGUAAAGCGAUCUCCAUCGAAUAAUCAUCUUUCAUUGAUUUCAUCGACAGAAGCUUUUUUGACAAAUUCUAAACAUAUUGAAACAUUUCUUCAUGUGCCUCUUGUUCCUUUUGCUAUUGGAAAAAAUAAUUUUUUUAAAGUAUUAAAAGACCGUCAAUGGAUUGAAGAAAUCGAUAAUGAAACAAUUUUAGUUAAAAUUCAUCAAUCAAUUUUUCUAUUUAAUGAAUUUAUUGAAUUACUUCGUUGGUUAUGUAAAUAUGAUAUUAAUAAUAAUAAAUCUUAUAUAAAAAGUGUUCUUUCAAAAAUACAUUAUCGUGAAACUCAUCAAUCAUCUGUUAUUAAAUUAAAAAAUAUUGAAUUUUAUAACACUCUAAAUAUAGGUUCUCUACCACUGCCACCAAAUGUAUUACCAUCCAAUAUAACUAGUCAUAUAUCUCAUGAAGACUUACAAACACGAUUAUCAUUAUCAACAAUAUCACCAAAGAAUUUUGUUCAAUAUUACCUUGAUGAAGAUCAACAACAACUUUUUCGUAAUGAGAAUACAUCUAAAAUUCUUCUGAGUGUUAUUUGUCAACAUUGGAACCAAUUCAAUGACACUGUAUCAAAUAAAAUAAAAAUUAUUUUAUCUAACAUGAAAUGUAUUCCAACAAGUCAAGGUAUGAAAUCACCAAAUGAGUCUUAUAUUCGAUCAUCAAAUUUAUCUCCUGAUUUACCUAUAAUUACACUUUAUAUUCCACAACUUGAACAAGAUAAUUAUCAAAAAGAAAAACAAGAAUCAACAGAUUAUCCAGUAUCAACUGAUUUUCUUAAAUCAAUUGGUUGUCGAACAAUUUAUAUAUCAACAUUAACACAUGCUUCACAUAUUGAAUCAAAUAUGUCAUCAAACGAUUCACAAACGCUUGAACAUUUCAUUCAAGAUUUAUUAAAACAACGUAAAAACAUGAGUGUCAAUGAUUUCUAUGCAUUAAAACAUAAUCAAUGUAUUGCAGGAACAACGUUAAAUUCAAAUGAUGAAAUGAAACGUAAAUAUAAACCUAGUGAUCUUCAUUUUCCAUCAGUAGCAAUUAAUCUUCAAUGGAAUGAAUUACUCAUAAUUGAUUGGAUAGAUAUUGAUCCACAUUCGCAAGAAUAUUCUUUUUUUAAAGAGCUUGGUGUGAGAGAAGUACCAGAUUUACAUGAAUUAAUUAAUCGAAUUGAUCAAGAACAUCAAAAUGGAUCAAAAAUAAAAUCAAAUUAUCAGUUACCAAAAGCACUUGUGUUUUUUGCAGAAAAUUUUCAAGAACAUUAUUCAAAAGAAUGGAAAAAGUCAAAAAUUGAAAAACCUUAUCUUCCAUCAUCUACUUUUCAUGUCAAUCAUUCAAAGAAAGUUAUAUUAACAACACCUGAACUUGUUUUUCAAAGACCAAGUCCAUUAUUUCCAUCUUUACUUCCUGAUGUAAUUCGAUGUUUUUCAAAAUAUUUUAAUAUUGACUUACUUGGUGUUAAAAAACAUCCUCCCUUAUCAGUAGCAUUUGAUGUACUAAUGGAAAAACGAAAUCAAUUAUUAACUUUUCAAACAGCUAAACAAUAUUUUGCUUAUUUUAAUACGCUAGAUGGUCUCAAUACAACAUUUAUUGAAUAUAUUUCAAAUAUUGCAUUUAUUCCUUUAUCAGAAAGCAAUAUCUUUUGUAAACCAUCUCAAGUAUUUAUUCAUUCAAAAAGUUCAACAACCGAUAAAACAUCUCAAGAUAAUAAUAAUAAUAUACUUGACGAUGAAGCCGCACGUGGUCUUAUCGAUUACGUAGAUUAUGGUGAUGAAGCUAAUUCAUUUCUUCUUAAUAUUGGAGUUCAUGAUUAUCCAUCAGUAGAAAAUCUUGCUGAUUUACUUAUUGAUCGACAAGCAACAUAUUUUAAUCGAAAUGAAGAUACUAAUGAUGAACUUCUAUCAGCUAAAGUACGUUUUUAUACAAAUUGUUUAAUACAAUUAUCGACUGUAUCAAAUGUAACACAACCAUUACGUAGUCGCUUAAUUAAUAAACCAUGGUGUUUAGCUUAUCAAACUCUUGAACAAUCCAAUGAAACUAAAGAUCAAACAUUUAAAAUUGCUAAACCAAGUGAUAUUUAUUUAGAUGAUGAUCAUCAAUAUACUAUUAAUCUUCGACCAUUAUGUGCACCUGAUGAACCACAAUUAAUUAAAUUAUAUGAAAACUUUGGUGCAAAAUGGAUAUCAGAAUGUGUUGAACGAAUUUUAAUAAAUCGAGGAAAAGUUAUUACAACGGAUAGAAGUAAAGAAUUACAUAAUCGAAUUCUUCAUCGUUUAGAUAUGUUAUUUGUUAAUAAUAGAGGAGAAUCUAUAAAACAUACUGAUAAAAAACGUAUUGAUUUAUUACGAAAACAACUCUGUAUUUAUGAAGCUGAAGGAAUUCAGUGGCAAUUAACAUUGCAAAAUAAAACAAUCAAAUUAAAUUCUACAGAAUAUAGUUCAUGUGCUCUUGAACAUAAAAAAAAUCAAGUAUGUUUAUAUAUUCACAAAGAUGUUUCUACUCUUGAUUACAUUGAUAUUGCUACUGAAUUGAUGAGAUUUGUUUGUAAAAAAUCAGUUGACAACACAUUAGUUCAUUCAAUCAGUGAUAAACUUGCUUCUCCAUUAGAAGCACUUAAACGACGUGGCAUUCCUGUUGAACGAUUAUUGAAAAGUGCAGAACAACAACGUAAUGUUAACAUUAUCUUAUUCGAUUUAUUAGAAAUUAAAAAAGAAUUUUUUUUUCUAGCGACUAAAUUGUUGUUACAAGUCGAGAAAACGAAACCAGAUAUUACACAUACAGUUGAAAGAAAUCGUAUUGAUAAUUUUGGACGAUAUAAAUCUGAAGAUGAUGCUGAUAUUAACAGAAUGAUUCAAGCAACUCGACCAUAUUCUCAAAUGGAAUUUGAUCAAACAGAACAUUUUAUAAAUGAAAAUAAUACAUCAUGUGAAAAUGUUCCAGCUGCAAAUAUGAUUCGCUAUAAUAAACUUCUUCAUGGAAUUCCUCUUUAUAUUGAUCAAAAUGUUAAAUUAACAAAAAUUUUGAUUCUUCAAGGUAAACAUCUUGCUUGGUUAUUAUCUGGUCUUGCAAAACAAGUAUUUAAUGUAUCUGUAGAAACAAUACAUUUGUUUCGUGAUAUUGACAGUUCUCGAAUUGCUUUCAAUAGUAAUGGUGCAUUAUUCUUCAAUCUUCGUUAUUUUGAACAAGUAUUUUUCGAUGAUCUCAAACCUUAUCUUAAAAAUUCAAUAUCAUCAUUAUCAUCAUCAACUCCUAUUGUUCGCACAAUAGUUAAUUUUUAUUUUAUGGUUACUUGUCAUGAAUUAUCACAUAAUAUUGAUUUAAAUCAUGAUUUAAAUUUUAUAAAUCAUCUUGAAAAGGUUUCUGUUAGAUUUAUGGAUGCAAAAGAUGCAUUUCUAUCUAGAUUCUCUUUUCAAUAA